Molecule: messenger RNA, 2067 nt
Organism: Colletotrichum chrysophilum
Lineage: Eukaryota; Fungi; Ascomycota; Sordariomycetes; Glomerellales; Glomerellaceae
Exons: 5
Coding region: 1-2067 (688 amino acids)
Biological process (GO): galactose metabolic process
Molecular function (GO): nucleic acid binding
Source: RefSeq, a predicted model, not a curated record
AUGGGCUCUACGAAAACCGCAUCGACGGCCACUCAGCGCGAGCCAUCUCCGCCCAAGAAGCCCGACUCAAGCGACCCCGUCGUCGAUGGACUGAAGGAUUUGAACAUUGGACGAACUCCCAGUCUUGUCGUUAACGGAACGGGCUCAACGUUCACCGAGAGAUCAAAAUCCGCAACUAAGGAUGGAUCGGAUGAUUCUCAGAGAGCGGAUUCAAGCUCCGAGCUUGGCACUAAGCCUGCUAGUUUAGACGGGAAGAGCAUUACUUCAGGAACUACCUUUGCGCUUGAUGAGAAGGAAUCUCUGCGUCCCGAUGACAGUGCCAGCGUGAAAGCUGCUGCUGCCGAAGACGAUGACGCCUUCUCGUUUCGCGGGCCGAACCUGCCCAACUCUAGGAUGGGGUCAGACAUCGCCGCGCGUGCUAGAGGCAUCAUCCAGCUCGGCGACAUGCCAGACCGCCGUCUUGCCCAACCCGUAUCUGGAUCAUUGAGCCAGGGCAUGAUUACGCCGCAGAGCGCGUCCUCAGAUCAGCAACAGCCUUCUGCGAAUGCGCUGUCGGCCAACUUACCCGACUCCGCCAAUCUCUUGAACACGAUCUACGGGCAGGCACCGGAUGAAAAGCUUUUAGAAGCCAUGGCGUCUCCCAAGGACCGACUUUUUCUGCUUAGAUUAGAGGCGGAACUGAUCAAGUUUGUUCAGAAUUCCAAAACUCCGUACGCCAGAGUUCCCGAGUCUUUAGCUAGUAUUGCGGCUCCGGAAACUAGUGCUGAGACGCCACCGCCUCCUGCCGUUCUCCCCAGGAAGAUCAUGCGGCGUGGUGAGGAUGGGGAGCUUGCAACCGCCAGCGCCUCGCCAUCGAAGCCCACGUCCGAAACUGGAAGUGAUUCCAAGGACAAGAAUGCGGCUGGGAAUCAAAAGCUAUCGAGAGAACAACGUGAGGAGGCCUACAAGCAGGCCCGACAGAGGAUCUUUGGCAACUCGGAGAAGACCGGAGAGUCAACCCCUGCUACUGCAGACAACGAGGGCGAAAAUGGAAUUUCACGAGCCAGCUCGGUCUCGGCGAGAGACAAAUCGAAUGCUGGAAAGAGGGGCAAGACUGGGAAGCAAAGACGUGACGAUUCGGACAGCUUCGAUUCACGACACAACUAUACCCCGUACUGGGGUCCUCAGCAACAGACCUGGAUGCCGCAGCCGCAAUACGUCCCCGUGUCCAAUCAGUACGGGGCUCCGGUUCAACAACCCUAUUCGAAUCAGAUACAGCCUCCUCCCUACAACACCACUCCGACGCAAUCUUUUGCUCCAAUGAUGCCCAACUCAGGCUAUAACGCGUAUCCUAACAUGGCCCAGCCACCUCCGAACGCCGCUGCUCGGGGUUAUGGUGGACCUGCUCCUGGACCUGCUCCCGCCCAAGCCGGCUGGCAGCAGGGCUUUGCGCCAGGUCCGGCUCCGGCGGCGAUGCCGCCAUCCGGGCCUAAUGCAGCAUCCUACACCCCGCGGGGCAUGUCCGCUCCGCCUGGACAGAGCACUGUGCCUUAUAUGUACGGGCAGCUGCCAGCCAACGUCAACCCCAAUGACCCUAAGAGCCAGCAUCCUAUUCCGGGUAGCUACAACCGUCACGCCUUCAACCCCAAGACGCAAUCAUUUGUCCCGGGUGGCGGCAUGGCUCCAAUGCAGCCGCCUCAACCCCCGUUCAGCGCCCCUGGCUCCCAUCAUGGCAGCCCCCAGAUCGGCUCACCUCACCUGGCGUAUGCCGGAUACCAGCAACCGGUCCCGCCUGCACCGUACGGCGUUGUAGCAGGUUAUAGUAUGGCUAGACAGGGGUCAAACAACUCUAUUCCCUCUUACCACGGCCCGCCGUCACAACACCCUCACCAUCUCAACACCAUCCCCCAAGCACCGGGUCCUCACAUUCCGCCGCAGCAUCCUUCUCAACAUCUCCCCCAAAACCCGUCUCCUCACAUCCCUAACAAACCCGUCAUCCCUCAGGGCCCGGCCGGACAGACGUUCAGCCACCUGCCGCACUACGGCAACCCUGCUACUUUGCCGCAAAAGCCGAACAUGGGCGUUUAG